This is a messenger RNA of Engraulis encrasicolus (European anchovy), 5781 nucleotides long. RefSeq names its product RAS p21 protein activator (GTPase activating protein) 1a (gene rasa1a). Gene Ontology annotation, biological process: regulation of GTPase activity. Lineage: Eukaryota; Metazoa; Chordata; Actinopteri; Clupeiformes; Engraulidae. The coding region runs from base 652 to 3825 and encodes 1057 amino acids. Gene Ontology annotation, molecular function: protein binding. The transcript is spliced from 26 exons. The record is from RefSeq and is a predicted model, not a curated record.
ACUGGUAGAUCAGCGCUAGUAAUGUAGCACCAGUCCCGUAAUCUCGAUAGAAGAGAUUUUUUUCUACGACAGUGAAGAAACAAUGUAUCAUUCUUUUAUUGUCCGCAGCAAUCACCGGAACUGAAUCGGAUACUUCUGUGCAACAUUGGAGUGUUUCGAACAGCAGGAGGAGGCUCUUCUGGAACUAAACUGGUAACAAAAUAACAGCCUCUAAAAGACUGGGGCAGACACACUCACUCACUGACAAUAAAACCUCACACUACCGACAAGUGGACUGUUGUGGGAACUGGCAGGACGAGGGACAAGGCGAGUGGAGCGUUAUCUGACUUUCGGGCGUGCAUUCUCGAGCGAGUGUUUUCGAUAUCUCAUUUUCCGUCUCGUUUCCUCUUAAAACUUAAAACUCAGGAAACAAUGGACACUUAACUCCUCAAGUGUCUCGUCAGCUAGCCUGGCUAGCGUUUUCUAGGAGUGGGUGCUGCUAAGUUAGCUUAGCAGGCUACGUUUGCUAGACAGCUAGCUAAACGUGUUGUUUUCCAAGAAAGUUUCUGUCGCUGCUUCCCCAACCCGAAAAAGACACAGAACGCUCGUCGGACCAAAGGGGAAGGGCAGACCUCCUCCACGACGUCUCCCCCUUUGCCAUUCCCCUCAAAUAUGAUGGCAGCAGAGCUCAGCGCAGAGGAGACUGGGUCGGUAUCAUCUGGGACAGGGGUUACAGACAGCGGAGGCCCCGAGACGACCCAGUUUCCGUUUUAUACCAAGCAAUCCCGGGUGCGAGUUGAUUUAUGCUCGGGAACAACUCCGAGUCUUCGCCACACGUCAAGCGUCUCCCCUGACAGCCCCCCAGACAUGAUUUACCCGACCAAUGCAGGUAUAACUGGAUCGCCAUUGUCCGCUGGAGGGAGUGGCGGUGGUAGUGGUGGACACGCUUACAUUCAUGGAUCAAGCUCAGGGACCGGGGGCAGCGUGUGCUACUCGCCUUCCUCAGAAGGACCUGAUAGCCGGCUGUCACCCACAUCAGCGGGACUGGACGGGCCCACAGUCUUCCCUCCACUACCCCCUCCUCCGCCACCACCUCCAGGCUACGGUGCAUUCGGGAGUGUGGACGAGGGGGACAUGCAGGAUGGCCCGGAGUAUGAGGAAGAGGAGGUUGUCAUAUCCCUGUCCGCACCUCCCACGAACCAGUGGUACCAUGGCAAGCUGGACCGCACCAUUGCGGAGGAGCGAUUGCGUCAGGCGCGCACGCACGGCAGCUACCUCAUCCGCGAGAGCGACCGCCGGCCCGGCUCGUUCGUACUCUCCUUCCUCUCCAACACCAACGUCGUCAACCACUUCAGGAUCAUUGCGAUGUGCGGUGACUAUUACAUUGGGGGGCGUCGCUUCUCCUCGCUGUCGGACCUUAUUGGCUACUACAGCUACGUGUCCUGCCUGCUCAAAGGGGAGAAGCUGCAGUCACCUGUCGCCCCGCCAGAGCCCGUGGAGGACAGGAGAAGAGUGAGGGCCAUCCUUCCGUACACCAAAGUGCCAGACACAGAUGAGAUCAGCUUCCUAAAGGGAGACAUGUUUAUUGUUCACAAUGAACUGGAGGACGGCUGGAUGUGGGUGACCAACGUCCGCACAGAGGAGCAGGGUCUAAUAGUGGACGACCUAGUAGAGGAGGUGGGACGAGAGGAGGAUCCUCACGAGGGGAAAAUCUGGUACCAUGGGAAGAUCAACAAACAAGAGGCCUACAACCUGCUAAUGACAGUGGGUCAAAUCAGUAGCUUCCUAGUGAGGCCUUCGGACAACACGCCGGGGGACUACUCGCUCUUCUUCCGCACCAAUGAGAACAUCCAGCGCUUCAAGAUCAGCCCCACCCCCAACAAUCAGUACAUGAUGGGCGGACGGUACUACAACAGCAUGGACGAUAUCAUUGACCACUAUAAGAAGGAGCAGAUCGUGGAGGGCUACACGCUGGGAGACCCCGUGUCCGUGCAGCACAAAGAGGUCAUUUCAGAUGUGGUAGAUGGCAGGGAGAUCUACAACACUAUUCGGCGGAAAACGAAGGACGCGUUCUACAAGAACAUUGUCAAGAAGGGAUACCUCCUGUUCAACAAAGGUAAAGGCAAGCGCUGGAAGAACCUGUACUUCAUCCUGGAGGGGAACGACGCUCAGCUGAUCUACUUUGAGAGUGAGAAGCGCGCCACCAAGCCCAAGGGCCUGAUCGACCUCAGCGUCUGCAUCGUCUACUGCGUCCACGACAGUCUGUUUGGCAGGCCAAACUGUUUCCAGAUUGUGGUUCAGCACUUUAGCGAGGAGCAGUACAUCUUCUACUUCGCCGGAGACACUCCAGAACAGGCACAGGACUGGAUGAAAUGCUUACAGACAUUCUGCAGUAAUCUACGGAAACCACCACAGUCCACCUCCAACAAGAGGCUUCGCCAGGUGAGCAGCCUGGUGUUAAACGUGGAGGAGGCCCACAAAUUACCCAUCAAGCACUUCACCAACCCCUACUGCAACAUCUACCUGAACAGCGUGCAGGUGGCCAAGACCCACCCACGGGAGGGACAGAACCCCGUCUUCACCGAGGAGUUUGUCUUCGAUGAUCUGUCGAGUGAAAUCAACAGGUUUGAGAUCAGCCUGAGCAACAAGACCAAGAAAAGCAAAGAGAGUGAUAUCUUGUUCAUGCGGUGCAUGUUGAACCGGCUGCAGCGGGGCCAGACGAUAGACGAGUGGUUCCCCCUGAGCUCCCACAUCCCCCUGAAGGGCAUCGAACCGGGCACGCUGCGGGUACGCGCCCGCUACACCCUGGAGAAGAUCAUGCCUGAGGAGGAGUACAGCGAGUUUAAAGAGCUGAUCCUGCAGAAGGACUUCCAUGUGAUCUACGCGCUGGCGCAUGUGUGUGGGCAGGACCGCACGCAGUUGGCCAGCAUCCUGCUGCGCAUCUUCAGGCACCAGCAGGCCGAAGCCCUGCUCUUACGCACCCUCAACGACCGCGAGAUCAAGAUGGAAGAGGAGGCCACCACGUUGUUCCGUGCCACCACGCUGGCCAGCACACUGAUGGAGCAGUACAUGAAGGCCACGGCCACGCCCUUCGUGCACCACGCGCUCAAGGACACCAUCCUCCGCAUCAUGGAGAGCAAGCAGUCCUGCGAGCUGAACCCCUCCAAGCUGGAGAAGAAUGAGGAUGUGAGCCUGAACCUGGCACACCUCCUCAACAUCCUCUCAGAGCUGGUGGAGAAGAUCUUCAUGGCCGCGGAGAUCUUACCACCGACGCUGAGAUUCAUCUACGGCUGUUUGCAGAAGUCCGUGCAGCAGAAGUGGCCAACGAAUACGACCAUGAGGACGAGAGUAGUGAGUGGCUUUGUAUUCUUAAGACUCAUCUGUCCAGCCAUCCUCAAUCCCAGAAUGUUCAACAUAAUUGCAGACCCUCCCUCCUCCACAGCCGUCAGGACACUCACCCUGGUGGCCAAGUCUGUCCAGAACCUGGCCAACCUGGUGGAGUUUGGGGCCAAGGAGCCAUAUAUGGAGGGAGUCAACCCGUUCAUCAAGAGCAACAAGCAUCGAAUGAUCAUGUUCCUGGAUGAGCUGGGUAAUGUUCCGGAGCUCCCCGAGGUGACGGAAGAGUUCCGUACGGACCUGUCGCGGGACCUUGCUGCCCUGCACGAGAUCUGUGCCACCCACUCCGACGAGCUCCGCACACGCAGCAACGAGCGGGGACCCAAGCAGCACGUGCUGAAGAAGUUGCUGGCCAUCACAGAGCUGCUUCAGCAGAAGCAGGCGCACUAUGCAUCGUCCAACAGCACCAGAAACGAAUGUACCAUACUGACUACCAUCCAGGUUAUGUGAUGUGGACAUCACCGGGAACAGGACACCGACACCACCAACAACUGAAGCACCCAAUCAGAGAGGGAAAACAAAAUGGACGGGGAAAAAAACUAAAGAAAUAAAAUCAAUGAUGCUGGAGCUGAGAUGUUUAUCGCUGACCUCAAAUAUACCAAAAUGGCUCCAAGUGUUACCUUUUAUUCUAUCCUCCUAACUUGUUUUGAAUACGCUGUGUCUGCUUCUGUUUCUGUUGUGAACGUGCUUAAAAAACACUGGAGUGUUGUGAGUGAUUAUCCUAUGUUGGACCUUCAAAUAAGACUUGGACCUACUGACUUUGUUACGAGUUUGCUCCUGGAACAAAUUGUGCAUCCUGAACAAAAAAAAAAGCAGCCUAGUUGAAACGCUUGCCCUCUUAAUGCUUUUUUCCCUGCCCCUUUUGAACGCAAAGGAUGUCUCUGUCGGAUGGACUGUAGACUGGAAAAAGUCAGUUCGCCUGCAGGCCCACCGUAGCAAUCAUGGACCACAGAGACCUGUGAAAAUGAGUCUUGUUCCACGGACAACCUUACCUAGUCCUCACCAACAACAACUACUCCCAACUAGACGGGCAAGGCAAUUGUGAAGUCGCCCAUCAGGGAAAAGACCUGCUGCACCUCUCCACGACACAAGCCUUAAAGAAAAGUCUUACCCAGACCACAACCAACUGCGUUACCAGAUCACCUCAUCCUCCACUAGCCUUGGGGACAACCCCUUAAAGGCCUGAGGAAUUUUGCCCCAAGGCCCAACUGAAUACUUCCAAGCUGCUUCGCUUUUUAGCCUAAUAGUUACUUGUACGCACCUGAGCUUGUAUCUUUGAAAGCAAAAGAAAAAAAAAAAACAAUACGUGUUGGAUAGAUGAACAUAUUUGUAUGGCGUCUCAACUUUGUAUCAUAGACAAAGUGUUUUAGCUCAAUGUGCUUUGUGCAUGUGUUUACAUUUGAUACGAACUUGUAUGCUGUAUUACGCCGAUUUACAACAACCAUGGACCUUGAAGCUACAGCAGUUCUAUGGUGCACUUCAAGGUCCAACGUGGUUUGUUUCUUUCCCUAGAGGUUAACACAGAAGCCCCUUCUUGGCUUGAGCUCUUUGCUGUGAAGGUGGCAGCCAGAAAAGACCCUGUAAGGAAGCCUUUGCUGAUUUCUUAGUAGGAUGUUUGGAAACUGCUUUUUACAAAGAGCCCUCUUCAAAGACUUGUAGCCUUGGCAGGAUGUUGUAGCUUGGCUUUUGACCAGUCUUUUGCACCCUUUCAAUGGACACUAUGUAUACCACGACACACAUUGGCCUAAACUUUCGUACACCUCUGGACUACAAAAAAAGCAAACCGCUGCAUUACAUUAUUCACCUAUAAAGAUCUGUUCAUAUGCAAACUCUGUUUUUCCAAAGUAUUUGAAGGUGUGUACAUGACUGCUCGUCUGAAGUGCUUUUGUCAUCAUCACCAACCCGAGAAACCUCAGCGUCCUUCACCACUGUAUGCAAGUAAAGACAGACUUCACCAAUAGCUACAUUUACAUGGACACUCCUAAUCGUACACCAAAAACGGAAAAUAAACUACUCCAUGCAUACAUACAGUAAAUUCCCUGAUCCCUUAAGUCCAUCGAGCGAUAAGGUGUUCACCUUUAACCUCAUGUCUCGCACUAUUCGAAUGUAUUGUAUCAUUUCACAACCAUCACAGAAAUACCAUCAUCUAAUCAGACCAUCAAAUUGAAUUUAUUCUGAUUACAAAAAAAGCUGUCUAUGUAAAUGUAGCUAGUGAAUCCGUGCCCUGAGCCAUGUCCUUCGACUGGCUGAUGCUGUACUGAUCAUGUCUCCUUGUGAUAUCAGAGAGCUGACGUAUUUUUUUUAUUUUUCUAUUUGAUUAAUAUAACCACUUUUGCAUCUUAGAUACGUGUUUGGGGUGAGAGAGGGGGGACAACUGAUCGACCGGGCUGAAUAAAACUGUUAGUA